Planococcus citri (citrus mealybug) is the source of this 4023-nucleotide messenger RNA. RefSeq lists its product as uncharacterized. The coding region runs from base 254 to 2044 and encodes 596 amino acids. NCBI's taxonomy places the organism in Eukaryota, Metazoa, Arthropoda, Insecta, Hemiptera, Pseudococcidae. The transcript is spliced from 8 exons. The record is from RefSeq and is a predicted model, not a curated record.
UAAUCCGCUUUCAGUCCCAUUAAUUACCAAGUUGGUGCAUGUGAAUCGUGAAACGAAUUAAUACGAUGUCUUUUCUUUACACAGCUGGAUGGCUGGCAAAAUUAUGAACAUUUGAUGCGAUUUUUUUUCGCUCGAAAGUAUGUAAGAGUAAUUACCUCAAUCCAUCACUAGAGGUUCAAGACAGUUCUUUGAAUACAAGUACCCACUAAGUUUCAGUACUCAACAAAUCAUUGAAUUCAGUUCCUUAUCUAAUAUGAAUUCAAGAUCCAAGGCAUUUUUCUUGAUAUUGCUCGCAUUGGAAGCGAUAAUUACGACUCAAGCCCAAGCCCAACUCACUUACGAAUAUGAUGUGACAAAACAAUUGGAUGGCUGGAUCUCCAGUUUAUUAAAAAUUACCAAGGAAUCGAUGAAGAAACUAUUCAGCAGGAUAUCAACAACAACAUUAAACGAUUUUAGUUUCGAUAUCGGUCAUGACAUCCCACCAUUGGGCAACAAGUUUCUUUUUCGCGAUAUUUACAUGAACGUGAGCGAAUUUAGAUCGCCCCAGCUUGACUGGAGAUUUUCCGAAAAUAAAAUGAUCGUAUUUUUGAGAGAAUUAACCGUUCGAAUGUUCGGAUGGCUUGUGAAACCAUACAACGCACCUUAUACCGGAUUUGAAACGCAUCUAGACUUGGAAAACAUCUCAUUCACUUUCGCCAUAAAUGCUGAUGAGAACAUUUCACAAGACUUCAGUCCAGAUAAAAGCUGGUUAUGGUACCACGGCGAUCUAAACUGGGAAGUGCGUUUUCACAAUUCAAGUGACAACGACGAACCGCCGGAAAACAGAAGGCAGGAAUUGGAAGAAGCCCUUUUACCCCCAGCUGUCGCUCUGCUGCGUGAAAAUUUAAACCAAAACCCGCAAUUUGCCAAAAGUCUAAGAGCCAUUUUCGCAGUUUACAGCGACCGUAAAAAAUCUCUCGUUGAAAUGUAUCCUGAUUUAUUCACCAUGCCAGAUAAAUAUUACUACCUUAUCCCGAAAAUACCGUUUUUCUGUUUCAAUUUGAAAAAUGUUAUCGUCCAAGGAUUAUGGAACCUGGAAUCGAUCAAAGUCGACAAAGGAAAUGGAGCGAAAAUCGUGAUAAAAGACAUUCGCGGAAGCUUGGACUUGGAUUUUGGCACUCCUUCGCAAGAAAAACCACUCGAAUUAAAAUUUAACAUCGAUCACUUCUCUUUGUCGGUACAAUAUGAGACAUUUGUAAGUGUAGAUGCGAGAUGUUACAGCGUUAAUAGAGCCAAUUCGAUAUUACCCUAUCGACAAUCCACUCUGAUCAUGCAGCGGAUCGAACUGGCUAUCGCUCAGUCGCUAUUAUCAUUUAAGGAAGUUAUCUGGUCCGAAAAUCAACUAUCCAAAAUUCACGACAUCGAAUUUCCAAUAAGAGAAAUCUUGAAUAAAAGCUUGGGCAAAUCCGAUUGGCAAGCUUUCAAACAAACGCUCAGAGAAUGGAUACCAUUCAACGAUGAUUACAUCGGCAACCAGACUGAAUCAUACAACUAUUAUAUUUCAUUUCCAAACGUGACAGUUAAUCUCAUUUCGAAAAUUCCUUACCCCGAAGAAAUCCAAUGUGAAUUUCCCGAUAAUCUGACAAUGACUCAUGAAAUUAAGGUUAAACCAAUACGAAAGCUACGUUUGAGUAAUAAACAAGGGAAUGGAAUCGAUAUAAAUUUCCACGCUAAUGUCACAUCCAUUAGUUUUUCUCAAAUCAAGCCCAAUGAAACUGAAGGCAACGGCAGCUGCGAAUUUCAAAUAUAUAAUAACGAAGAUAUCAGGGUCCAAUUACUGCCAGAGAAAAACACCAGUCUAAGCAAAGAUGAACUGGAACUGAAGCAGAAAAUCGACGCGACGUUGAUUUCGAUGGCGAAGGAAAGGGUUACUCAAAACAUCAAGUCUGUGGUUUGUUUUCCAUUCAAAGUAUGCUCUCAAACGAAACGAAUGGUCGACGGAUUUUUAAUACGUUUCGUCGACAAUGUAUUGGAAAAAUGUUCGUUGCAAAGAAUCCCGAAAUGAAGAAAAUUCAUCACAUACCCGGAUGAUAAUUUUUCGUCAAAAUUCUUGGAUGGAGACUCGCAAAAAGACAAAUUGAAUUUAAAAAAAAUAAAUAAAUAAUUUGGCAUGCUCACAAGAAAAAUUUCCACACAACAGAAUUAGGAAGAAACCAGGUAAUGUGUUGCAAGGGUUCUCAAUUUUGGAAAAGAAUUUCAAAUUGAAAAUUUUAAAAGCAUAAUUGGUGAAUAAAUUCUCCCUCAACAAAAAAAUUGAUGAUCAACAGAACUUUAAUGUUUUAAAUUUGUAAAAACUUUCAUUUUCGAAAAAUUGCUGAAAUUUUGGUUCGGAAACUUUUUUUUUUGGGGGGGGGGGAGUGUUUUUAAUUACAAGAUUAUUACACCCGAAAGGGGGGGGGGUUAUAUUUGGUUUGUGAGGUUGAUAUUUUUUAUUAGGGAGAUGAAUUUUUGUAUUUCAGGGGGUAAUUUUUUGGCCCUCAGUCAGUGCUGAGCACUGAUUCAAAAAGGCUUCUAUACCUGGCCAUAAUAAAGCCAAUAUGGAUUUAUGGGAUCGCACUUUGGGGUUGUGCAAGCAAAUCCAAUGUAGCAGUCAUCCAAAGGUGCCAAAAUGUAAUACUUCGAAAAAUGGUGAAUGCUUAUCGCUACGAGAGGAAUGACGCUCUGCACCGCGACCUCCAGAUUGAAACAAUCGAGUCAGAGAUUCGAAGAUACGCCAUGAGGCACGAGGAUAGGCUGUCAAGGCACUCGAACCCAACUGCCAUCGAGCUGCUGGAUAAUUCUGAAGAUAUCCGAAGAUUGAAAAGGUUCAGACCCUCGGAUCUGCCAAUACGCAGGCUGUGAAUAAAUAGAAAGAAAAAUACCAGACUUGCUGAGGGAUAUCGCAUCAGUGGACGCGAAUCCUCGUACCUAGUGAACCAAUUGUGAAUGGCGCAAAUAGAUGCCGCUCUGCUGGCAGUUGUUGUGUAAAUUUAAAAUAAAAAAAAAAAGGGGGUAAUUUUCAAAGAGCUUUCGCCCUCGCUAUGCUAGUUCCAAUUUGAUUUCAUUUUUCAAAAUUAAAAAAUUGGAAAAACAAUCGUUCAAGUGUCAGAAAAUAAAAUAAAACCCAGAAAUUACGCCUGAUAUUGUUUUGCAUUAUUUUAUCGAAAUUUACCCCCUUGCAAUGUGUACUUAGGUUGAUUUAAAAUAAUUCAAUAAAGAAACAUUUUCCAAAAGUUUUGCGCCUUCGUUUUGCCCUGACCCAGGUCUAUUCUAAGAAUUUUUGCAUCUACACAAAGUACCUGCAAAAAUCAAAAAAUUAUCAUGUCCCUCCCUUCCUACCUAAAAACCGUUGAAAAUUUCGUGUAAUUCUUUUGAAAAAUCAAAAUAGAAACAUUUUAAAUCUAUACGUAUUUGAUUAAAAAUCAAUUAUUUUAGUUGAAUUCCACCCCUCCCCUUCCAACUCCGAACCAGUCGUCGAAUGAUUUUUUGUCCAAGUAGAGAUGACCUGUGUUGACUUCCCUGAAACGUGCCUAUUCUAGAAAUCGAGAGAGCAACUACCUUUUGCAAACUUUGAUAUUUCUGACAGAAAUUUUUGAUAUAAUUUUUUGAAACAAACAAAAAUAGUGAAUUCGAAAAAAGCUCAUCUUUCAAAUUGAUGGUCAGCUACAUUGAAAGUUGAAAUUUGGUGACUUUGAAGGCAUAUGAAGAAAAUAUUUUCUUCUUUUGAAUUUUCAAAGAUGAAAAGACGAAAUAAAAGCACGAAGAAAACCAAACAAAGAGCCAAUUUUUGAUUCCAGAACCAACCCUGUGAAAGAAUUUCUAUUCAUCUUCUAAUUUACAAUUUUUCGAGAGCUUUUGCCACAAUUUAGUGGCAUAUUUCGCUCCACCUUUUUUCAAUUUACUAAGUAUUAAGUCAUAGAUGUUUGAGGUUCGUUAAAAGUUGAAAAUUCAACUUCAAUAAUUUGUAAAGUUGUGCAUAUGUAAAAUAUAAAACUAUUAAUCAUA